Molecule: messenger RNA, 2811 nt
Organism: Plasmodium inui San Antonio 1
Lineage: Eukaryota; Apicomplexa; Aconoidasida; Haemosporida; Plasmodiidae
Exons: 7
Coding region: 1-2811 (936 amino acids)
Source: RefSeq, a predicted model, not a curated record
AUGAUGCUGAGCGGUAAGAGCCUCAGAAAAUCAGAAAACAGGCAAUGGAGGAACUCCUUAAAGAAGGAAGAAGGCGAAAAUGAAAGGGAACAAAAAAGUAAUGAAAAUUCGAAGGGAAAUAGUAACCAUAUGUCGGACGUGAAAAGGGAAGGAGCUUGCAAUUCGACCAGUAACAGCAAGGCACAUGAAGAAGAACAAAAAAAAGAAACUACCCCUAAUUCAGGUUACACAAAAAGUGAAAAGAAUGAAAAAGGAAAUGCAAAUGAAGAUGGAAAUAAUAUGAAUAUGAAGGAAAAAAAUACAUCCAACAGCUUACCCAGUGUGGCGGCAGGAGUUGAUGACGUGACAGGCGCCAUCAAGGACACCGCGAAGGAUGAAGCUAAUUUAGGAAAAAAAAACACGGUUAAGUGGGAAGAUGAAGGAAAUGAUAAUUUAAAAAGAGGCCAUAAGAGAACAACGGAUGGUAAUGACGAAAUGAAGGAACAAUCACUAAGUUGUAAAAAACAAAAAUGUGAAAACUCCACAACAGUCCAGUGUGAAUUAAGUCUAUAUGAUGAAUUCAGAAAUUCUAUUCAAGGUAAUGACAAAAAUUUUGUACAAUCUUAUAUGAAGAAAAUCAAGAGGAAUUUUUUUUCCUAUUGGAAUGAAUGCGAAUAUCAACUGAAGGAGCUACGAAAAAGGUACUUGGAGAAUGAAAAAUUAAUCAAAGAAAUUGUUCAGGAGAAUAACCUCUUGAUGAACGGCGUGGACAAUGUCGAGGAUAACUUAACGGGAGCAAUCACAGGUGAAGAAGCCAACAGAGACCAACAAACCGCAAAGGAAAACACCCCCAGUGUAGAGAAUUCCACGGAAAAUUAUAAUACCCCCUUACAGAAAACCAAGAUGGAGAAAAAAAGACAAAUAUUAAACAACAUCCUAAAUAUAAAAAUGAUUUACAGAAUGAUCGAAAUGUACCUUUUCACCAUGAGACAAUUCUCCUAUUUAUUGAAAGAAAAUAACAACUUCAUUUCUCUAAUUGUGGACGAAGAAAAUGUAGAAAAAAAUAACUACGAACGAAUGAUUCGAAAAUUUUUAAACUUUGAAGCUAAGAAUUAUGAAAACAUUAAAAAGUUUGCUUUAAAAAAUAAAAUGUUGUCUAUGAAUAAUUUUUUUAAAAAGACUCGGCAAGGCAGUAAUUACUCAAAGGAUGAACUGUCCCAUUUUUACACCUUGAAAUGUUUGGAGGAGGAAAUUUCCAAUCGGACAAAUGCAAAAGAAAACCUACGAUUAUUAAUGAUAAAAAACAAAGAAUGCAAAGAAGAAUAUGCGAAGCAUGAUCAACGAAAAGCCACCUCCAUGAACAAAUUAUCUCUCUUUACGAGUAGCAUCAAAAGUAUCAUCGAUAAAUAUGACACCUUGGAUUUUCCCCAAACGAAAUAUUUAUCAUCGGUUUAUUUUAAAAUGAUGCAUGGCCAGAUGGAGAUAAAUUCCAGUAACGUUUCACUUUUGAAUAACAAAAGGCCCUUCAAUUUUCUCUUCAGCUUUAAGGAGCAGGGCGGUGGCGGGAACAGCGGUAGUAACGGCGGAAAUAACAGCGGCGGAAACAACGGCAGUAACAACGGGGGAGACAGCGCAGGAGGCAUCCACGACGGCUACAGCCACGUCUACACCUACAUGAAAUAUGAUGUCACUACGCAAACUCGGAAAAACGAAAAAAAUUCCGAGCCCCCUCCUCAAGAGGAUGUCCACGAGGAAUCUAUAACCAUAAACAUGUACACCAAAGACAACUUUGAUAUUUCUAUUUUGCCCGAUUUAACUUAUCUGAAAUAUUUGCAAAUACAAAUUGAAAUUUUCUACCUUCCCAAGCAAGAUUGCCUAGUGGCCAAGACAACUCCCGUUCAAUUCUUAGGGCUCAACGGGGGGCGUAGCCUACUUUCAGAUAUAUACAGCAACGAGGAUCACUUCGUUUUCUUCUCCGAGGGCGUAGAUUCUUUUUACAAUUUUAAGUAUGGUUUUCCCUUCUUUUGGCUGAAUGCCAUGGGGGGAAAGCCGUGCGGACCCGGUGCAGACGGCUACGCGCCGAGAGGAAGGAGCAACGGCAGCGGGAACAACGAGGAAAGCGCUGAAAGUAGUGCGAAUGGCCAGAACGGCGUGAUCAGCGUGAUCGGCUUGAUCGGUGGAAGCAGCAGCGGAAACGCGGCCACAGAGCGCCCCACGAACGAGCAGCUGGAUAAAAACAACCUGUCGGAAAUUUACCAGUGGCAUCUGGGAAGGACCCUAGAUGUGUCCGUUUUUUUCUCCAAAAUAUUUACAAGAGCCCUAUUUAGGAUAUGGGACGUCUGGCAAGUUAACCACUACAAGUACUACCCCAAUGUCUUCCCUCCAUUUUCCCAUGAGAAACAUCUCGAGGCGUUAAAAAAAAUCCAGUCAAACUCGUUGCAACAAAUAUCAUACUUUGACAUUAUAACUGAGGAGGCGUAUUUGAAGGAGGAAAAGGAAAACACGGAGGAACGCAGCAACGACAACCUUUACGCCUGCUGCUUCAUUCAAUUGUACGAGGCCUACGUGAUAAAGUCGUACAUCAGUGUCCCUUUCAACGGAAAGGAACCCUACUUUAGCAUAUUUUUAACGAAGAAGAAAACGCAAAAGCGGUUAAAGAAACUGCAAGACUACCUAAACAUGACGGUUGUAAAUAAGCACUCCAAAGUUGAGGAUACCCAAAGGCAAAUCAUAUUAACCUUACAGCUGGCAAAACUGAGGGAGGGGGCACAUAAAUAUUACAAGUCGUUUAACAAAAGUUCGACGCCUAUAUUUGAUGAGGAAUUAAGUUGA